CCCACCCGCGGUGCGCGCACGCGAGGCCUCCCACCGCGCCUGCGCCUGGCAUGGACGCUGGCUCGCCUUUCCCCGACGCCCCGCGGUCCCGGCCAGGGUGAAAAACUGCGUGACACGCAGCGAGCGUGGCGGCCAUCUUCUUCAGGAGACGUCAGUCGAACCCGUUAGGGUUGAAGAAGAGCGUUGCGCAAGCGCGCCCAAGACAGUUGCAGGUAACUCCCAUCUGACGGGUGAGGCGUCGCCGUCGUCGCCGGAAGUUUGGCGUUUGGGCGCCGCGGGGGAGGUGGCUGUCGCAGCAGAAGCAGCUGAGUGUCUCUCGGUACCCGGAUGUAAGGCGGACCGCUGGCUCCCGUAGACUCUCCGCCAGGCGUGAGGAAGGUACGCGAGCGUCCCGACUGUCUCCGCCGCCUGCUGUCGGGCCGCCUGCAUCUACAUUUCCUUCUUGCCAGCUUCUCUAAAGGGCUGGACGGCUCUCCCCUUUCCUUUCUCACCUCGUGUCGUGUUGCCCCGCACGCCUCUUCCUAUUUCUCUUGUCCCAGUUCCUCGCGCCUUUGGGAGGCAGUGGGCAGCUCCCAAACGCCGUCGCUUGAGAUUGUUUUAUCUUAGCUAUAGAAUUUUCGUUUAAAGAUUAAUUCCCAAAUAACAUGGGAAGAUAUUAGAAGCAUCUUUCAUUAGAAGCAUCAUCAGUCAACUUAAAGAAGAAAGAGAUAUGUGAUUUCCAUUUCUGUAAGGUGCCAUAUAAUGUAUUGAGCUAUAAUAAGGAAUGAUUUUGUCAAAUUUUCAUGAGUUAUGGUGGCUGAAAGAUCAAUUCUGUCUUGCGGGAAAAGAACUAAAUGGCAGCACAAAAGGAAAUCUAUAUUAAUAAAAUAUUUUCUUAAACGAAAGAGGUUAUAUAAGAACUUUGAACCAGCAGACUCAGCAAACAAGGGGAGAAACGUGUUAGCUGUAAGACAUGUUUCAAAUGAAUCAAAGUUCAGUAUCUGUAGACUCCAGAAGACAAAAGUUUUCAAAAACUCUGUCAAAACAGACAGGUCAGUGAUAAAUAACUUCUCCAGUAAUAGGGUUAGGCCUGAAAUCCAAUAUUAAUCAAGAAAUUACCAAAACAGAUUGAACUAAAUUUUGUUUCAUAAAAAGUUCUAAAAAUAUCAAAUUAGAAUUAAAUUUUCUUCAAAUUUAUAUCGCCUUUCCCAAAGCAAAGUAGAUAUCUUUCAGUCUUGAUGCCAGCUUUUCUCAUAUUCUAGGGAUGACGGAAACCUUACUUGAAGCAAACUAGUAUUUUGUUGAAAAUGUGUAUCAGCAUCAAAGUCAAUUUUUAAGACCUGCACCUCAGUAAUAAUCCUGGACAUUCAGCAUUCUCACCUAUCAGGACACAAGAAUCCUCUCAGAAGAUAUUCAGAACAGGAGGACCUGACUCAGGAAUGAUGUCCCUUCAGGAGAAAUCAAAAGAAAAUCCCUCCAAUGUUAUUAAAAAAAGUGAUGAUAAGAAUUUAGAAGCACAAAUUCAAGGUUCUCAAAAGAAUCUAGCGAAAAAAUUGAAUCCAAAGGAAGCUAUAAAAUCACUAGUUAAAUCUUCUAGUGAAAGUAAAAUAAAUCAGCCUGAAUUAGGCGUAUGUAUGAGUACGAGGUCAGCAACAGCAGCAUUCAAUGAUGAAAAAGCUAAUAAGUCCAUUAAUAAAAAUAUGGCGACUGUGAAAAGACAUUCACAACAAGAAUCUACAAAAAAGAAGAAAUCUCAGAAAAAAUCAGUGCAUGAGACCCCAAAAUCAAAUGAACAGCUUAACCGGAGAUCACAAAGACUACAACAGCUAACAGAGGUUUCAACAAGGUCUCUUCGUAGUAGAGAAAUUCAGGGUCAAGUUCAAGCAGUUAAACAGAGUUUGCCACCAACAAGAAAAGAGCACUGUAGCAACACUCAAAGUAAAUCUAAUAAAGUUAAAACAACUCAAAAACAUGUAAAAAGAAAAGUACUGGAAAUAAAGUCUGAUUCUAGAGUAGAUGAAAAUCCAGUCAUUAAUAAUGAGGUAAAUUCCCCAAAAGGAAAAAAACGUAAAGUAGAGCAUCAGACAUCUUACGCUUGUACUUCUCAGCAUGUAAAAGGACCUGAAGACUGUCUUCAGAAGAAUACUAGGAAAGGAGAAACAAAAUCUGUGCCUGUAACUUCUGAGAUAAAAAGAUCAAAAAUGGUUACUAUAGUGGUCUCUAAAAAGAAUGAGAUGAAGAAGUCAGUUCAUUCACAAGUGAAUACUAGUUCAAAACCUCAAAAAAGUCCACAGCCAUCAGUGCCUGAACAAAGUGUAGAUAAUGAACAAGGAGGAAAAAGCAAACGAGGUAGCAUUCUUCAGCUCUGUGAAGAAAUUGCUGGUGAGAUCGAGUCAGAUACUGUAGAGGUAAAAAAGGAAUCUUCACAAACAAAAAGUAUAAAGGAGGAAAAGCCUACAGAAAUAAAAUCAGAACAGACUGAUAUUGAAAGACAAACGCUUUAUCAGAAGGAAACGAAUCAGGAUGUUCAAUGUAAUCGUUUCUUCCCCAGUAGAAAAACAAAGCCUGUGAAAUGUAUACUAAAUGGAAUAAACAGUUCAGCUAAAAAGAACUCCAACUGGACUAAAAUUAAACUCUCAAAAUUUAACUCUGUGCAGCAGAAUAAGUUGGACUCUCAAGUUUCCCCUAAAUUGGGCUUAUUACGAACUAGUUUUACACUACCAGCAUUAGAGAUGCCUCAUCCAGUUACUCAAAGUACAUUUUUAGGGACAAAACCACAUGAUGAUAAAAACAUAGCUUGCCAGCAGGAAGAAAUGAAAGAAAUUAAUUCUGAAAAAGGUAAAAUUAGUGAUAUUACAGUUGAAAUUAAUGAAACCACAAAAAGGGCUCCUGAAAAUUGUCAUUUGGAUAAUAAGAUCAAACCACCUCCUGACUCACCAUUGGAUAACCAGAUGAAAGAUUGUUUUGAAUCAACACCAGAUAAGAAUUUCAGCCUGUGUUUGGAAUCUAAGCUGGAAAACAAUCCAGUGGAAAAUAACAUUGCUGUUUCAACUCUGCUUAGUCAAGCAGAACUUGAUACAGGGGAGAGUAAAUUUCCAGGUUCACCUCCCAAGCAGCACAGUAUACUCAUUAACCAAACAUCUAACACCAGUGAUAACAGAGAAACACCACCAAAUCAUUCUUGGCCUAAGUGUAAUUCCCAUUUGGAGAUAACAAUCCCAAAAGACUUGAAAUUAAAAGAAGCAGAGAAAGCUGAUGAGAAACAGUUGAUCAUAGAUGCGGGACAAAAAAGAUUUGGAGCAGUUUCCUGUAAUGUUUGUGGCAUGCUUUAUACAGCUUCAAAUCCAGAAGAUGAAACACAGCAUCUGCUCUUCCACAACCAGUUUAUAAGUGCUGUAAAAUAUGUGGGCUGGAAAAAAGAAAGAAUUCUGGCUGAAUAUCCCGAUGGCAGGAUAAUUAUGGUUCUUCCUGAAGACCCAAAGUAUGCCCUGAAAAAGGUUGAUGAAAUUAGAGAGAUGGUUGAUAAUGAUUUAGGUUUCCAACAGGCUCCACUAAUGUGCUAUUCCAGAACUAAAACACUUCUCUUUAUUUCCAAUGACAAAAAAGUAGUUGGCUGCCUAAUUGCAGAACAUAUCCAAUGGGGCUACAGAGUCAUUGAAGAGAAGCUUCCAGUUAUCAGGUCAGAAGAAGAAAAAGUCAGAUUUGAAAGGCAAAAAGCCUGGUGCUGUUCAACAUUGCCAGAGCCUGCAAUCUGUGGGAUCAGUCGAAUAUGGGUAUUCAGCAUGAUGCGUCGGAAGAAAAUUGCUUCUCGCAUGAUUGAAUGCCUAAGAACUAGGAAAGCUCAUCUUUAAAUUUAUAUGGAAUCUCAAGGGACCCUGAAUAGCCAAAACAACCUUGAAAAAGAACAAAGUUGGAGGUCUCUUGCUGAUUUUAAACGUAUUACAAAACCACGGUAAUGAAAUCAAUGUGAUAGUGACAUGAAGACAGACAUAUAAACAAAUGGAAUAAAACUGCUGAGCCCGGCAUUAUAUUCUUGCAUAUAUGGUCAAAUUAUUUUUGACAAAAGCAUCAGUGUGAAAAGAACAAUCUCUUCCACAAAUGUUUUUGGGAAGCUGGAUAUCCACAUGCAGAAAAAUGAAGUUGGACUUUUCCUUACAUUAUAUAAAAAAAUUAAAGUGGCCUUGGUUGGUGUAGCUCAGUGAUGUUGCUCUUUCUCCCUCUCUUCCCUUCUCUCUGAAUAUGAAUAAAUAAAAUCUUUUAAAAAAUGGAUCAAAGAUCUAACUGCAAGAGCCAAAUCUAUAAAACUCUUAGAAGAAAACAGAGGAAAAGCUUGUGACAUUGGACCUGGCAGUGAUUCCUUGGCUGUGACACCAAAAACACAGGCAAGAAAAGAAAAAACAGAAAACCAGACUAUGUAAAAAUUUGAAACUUCAGUGCAAAGGACACAACCAUGAAAAGACAACCUAUAAAUUGGGAGAAAAUAUUUACAAACCAUGUAUCUGAUGAGGGGUUAAUAUUUAGAAUAUAUAAAGAACAAGUCAACAAUAAAAAAAAACCUGAUUAAAAAGUAGGCAAAGCACUUGAAUAGAUUCUCCAAAGAAAAUACACAAAAGGCCAAAAUGCACCUGAAAAGAUACAUAACAUCACUAAUCCUUAGGGAAGUGCAAAUCAUAUCCUAGUAAGAUAUACCUGACGCCCAUUAGAAUGGCUGUUAUAAAAAAAAAUGUUGGUGCGGAUAUGAAAAACCUGGAAUCAUUUUGCACUAUUGGUAGGAAUAUAAAAUUAUACAGCCUUUAUGGAAACAGUAUGCUAAUUCCUUAAAAAAAUUAAAGAUGGAAUUUUUAUAUGAUUCAGCAAUUCCACUUCAGGGUAUAUCCAAAAGUAUUAAAAAUAGUCUUGAAAAGGUAUUUGUACACCCUUGUUCAUAGCAGCAUAUUCACAAUAGGCAAAAGGUGAGGGUCAGUCCACAUGUCCAUUGAUGGAUGAAUGGAUCAAGAAGAUGUGUGAUAUACAAUGGAAUAUUAUUCAGCCUUCAAAAGGAGUAAGUGGUACUGAGAUUAACUUUUGCUAGAUGAAGAGAGAGUUCUGGAGAUUGGUUGAACAACAGUGUGAGUCUAUCGAACACUGCUGAUCUGUGAAAGGACAGAGCCAGACCCAUUUGUAUUGCGGCAUCAUUUGCUGAGCAGGCCUGUGACCUUGUUAAACACGGCUACCAUUUUCCUCUUCUGAGCUUGUCUCCAGGCCCGGAAAUUACUGCAAGAACAGAACUAACCUCUCCCUACAGCCAUGGGCGAAGAUAACGUUGGAACAAAGGGCAACCUCCUGUUACAAAGCCCCAGCAGCCCAGUGGCCACAAACAGAAACCCCCGCCCUUUUUAAAUCCAAUUAUAAUCCAAUGGAAGCUCCAAGCUCCAACCCCUCAAUGCUGGUGUCUCUCUCCACACCCUUUUCCUUUCUUGGACAGCGAAUAAAAACUUUACUG
Molecule: messenger RNA, 5461 nt
Organism: Artibeus jamaicensis (Jamaican fruit-eating bat)
Lineage: Eukaryota; Metazoa; Chordata; Mammalia; Chiroptera; Phyllostomidae
Gene: ESCO1
Product: establishment of sister chromatid cohesion N-acetyltransferase 1
Exons: 12
Coding region: 1419-3830 (803 amino acids)
Biological process (GO): mitotic sister chromatid cohesion
Cellular component (GO): nucleus; chromatin
Molecular function (GO): protein-lysine-acetyltransferase activity
Source: RefSeq, a predicted model, not a curated record